AUGGAAGGUUUUAUAGAAGUAAACGAAAUAUCGGAUUUUGUUUCAUAUAUAAAGAGUAUUGAAUGGAGAGACCCAUGGCUUAUAGCUCUUCUAUCUUUUCAUGUUCUUGUUACUUUUACUUGCCUGUCAACUAGGAAUUAUAGCAACUUCCAAAUUUGUCUUUUCAUAACACUAUUAUUACUUGUUUAUUUCUCGGAGAGCAUAAACGAAAUUGCCGCAAGGAACUGGAAUCUGUUUUCAAGACAACAGUACUUUGAUAGCAAAGGCCUAUUUAUAUCGGUGGUCUUCUGCAUACCAAUACUAUUGAACUGCAUGAUAAUGGUGGGGUCAUGGCUGUAUCAAUCAACACAAUUAAUGACAAAUAUUAAAAAAGCACAACUUCGACAGCGCUACAAAGAAAUGAACAAGCACAAAGAUCUGCAACUACGCGCGAAGGCAGAA
Molecule: messenger RNA, 441 nt
Organism: Brenthis ino (lesser marbled fritillary)
Lineage: Eukaryota; Metazoa; Arthropoda; Insecta; Lepidoptera; Nymphalidae
Source: the annotation of a GenBank genome assembly